AUGCCUCGCCUACUGAGAAAGGUUCUCUAUGGAAUUCUACUACGACAACUACAAGCCCAUCGACUUCAGAGCGGAAUAACACCCCCACAUAUAUUGCAACAGACACAGCGGUAUUAUUCGCCACGAAGACAGAAUCUUCGUGAUGAAAAGCGUAAACAACAAUCGUCAGGGUGGUAUGAUCGGUUGAUAGAGCACUUAGAGAGGAACGAAUCGACGUAUACAAAUAUCGGGCUGGGUUCGUCGAUAUUUGUUGCGGUUAUGGAGUUUAUGUAUCCUGAUGGGCCUCCUAAACCCGAGGAAAUGCGCGCGAUGCAAGAUAUGGCUGUUAUCAGCUAUAUCAGCUCGCCUCCUAAACGCUGGAUAUCUUGA
This is a messenger RNA of Fusarium redolens, 369 nucleotides long. RefSeq lists its product as uncharacterized. NCBI's taxonomy places the organism in Eukaryota, Fungi, Ascomycota, Sordariomycetes, Hypocreales, Nectriaceae. Bases 1 to 369 code for a protein of 122 amino acids. The record is from RefSeq and is a predicted model, not a curated record. The transcript has 2 exons.